Messenger RNA from Microplitis demolitor, 1408 nucleotides. RefSeq lists its product as uncharacterized. Bases 56 to 1150 code for a protein of 364 amino acids. The transcript is spliced from 6 exons. Gene Ontology annotation, cellular component: plasma membrane. The record is from RefSeq and is a predicted model, not a curated record. Lineage: Eukaryota; Metazoa; Arthropoda; Insecta; Hymenoptera; Braconidae.
AUCAAGUGUGGAAGUUCUUGUUUGAAAUUUUAAAUAAAUUGAAUACACUUAUACUAUGAAUAUAUCUAGAGUUUUCUCAAUCUACUUGCUCUGGUUGAAUAUUUAUUACUUUUCUAUAUGUAAAGGUCAAGAAAUUAUCCAUGAAGAUAUAAAAGAUGCUAUGCUGAGUCUUGUCCACCUAAUGCGGGAAAAUACAGAAAAAUUAGAGCGACACGAGGUUCGAGAACGCCAAUUAGGUGACCAAAUGAAAAAGGCUAUUGGAUUGUUAUCUAAAAAAAUGAAUGCUCUCGAAGAGAUACAAAUCCGUUUUAUCGAGUCAGAUAAAAGGAUUACAGACCUCGAACAAUUAUAUUAUCAGGUUUCAAGUGUUCCAAAACAAGUCUCUACUACCGAUGAAUCAUCGGAAUUUCUAAAAGUUCAUUUUAAAAAAUUGCAAGAUGAUGUGGAGGAAAAACUUUUCAACCACAAUAUACUAGUCGAGAAACAAACUCAAAUGAUAGAUAAAUUGAUGAAUAUGGUUAACGAUAUACCGACUAGUAUACAAAAUAUUCUUAAGAUAGGUUUGGCAAAGCCAUCUCGCUUUGUCGACCAAGAACUAUUAGAGCUCAAUAAAACUCAAGCUCUCAUUUUGGCAAUGGCUGAUGAUAUAUUGAAUACAAAAAAGAUGGUUGAAUAUAGUGUUCAUCAAAUUUUACUUGGAGUUGAAAAUUCGAUGAAAAGUGAAAACCUCAUUAUCAACAAUACUCUUGAAAAAAAUUUUAGUUUUCUCACAAUGAAUCUAAGCAAUAGUCAAAAAAAUAUGGAAAAUAAUUUGACAGAUACAAUGGAGCGAGAAAUGUCUCAGGUAUGGCGACAGCUGAACUUGAUGUAUCAACAAAUGAAUUCCAAUGGAAAUAUUCUGCACCAACUUCAUACUCAGACUGAUUUUUUCGCGAAUGGAACUAUGAUCACGAUAAACGGAAUGAAUUACAAAAUCUCAGAAAUUUCGAAAAAAAUCACUGAAAUUGAUGGAAAUUUAAACUAUCUUCUCGGGCGCCUCUCAAUAACUAUGCAGGAGUUCAAUCAAAUCAAAACUGAGUUAGGCAUUGCAUUAGAUGACACUAACCAAUGCUUCAAAAAAAUUUCGAAAAAUAAUACUGAUCCCAAUUAACAAAGACAGAAAAUUCUGGGAUUUCCAUAACUAACGUUAUAUCUAUAACAUAAAUGGAUCAAGAUAAUCAUUAAUAUUCGGUUGUAUAUUGUUUAAUAAUAAUUAAAUAACAAAGUUGACCAUUCAAAAUAAGGAAGGAAUAAUUUUUAAAGUUGCAUAAAAUAAGAAGUGAAAUACAAAUAAAUAAAACUAUGAAUCACCCCAUUGUUAAAUAUUCAGUCUCUCAAUCUGAUACUGUUAUAAAAUCUCAAUAUAAAU